Messenger RNA from Caenorhabditis sp. 36 PRJEB53466, 4827 nucleotides. NCBI's taxonomy places the organism in Eukaryota, Metazoa, Nematoda, Chromadorea, Rhabditida, Rhabditidae. The record is from the annotation of a GenBank genome assembly.
AUGAACGGAACAACAGGUAAUUAUAGUGUCACGUGUUAUAUAUAAUUGGUCAAAUGAUGCAUUUUUAAUAACCCUACCCAUUAUUAUAAAAAUCGAAAUCUAGUUGGACGAAAAGAAGUGACGUGUAGUUGGACAAACUUCCUCCAUUCCUCGUCUUCGUCACCUGUUGACCUAUGUGAAACUCUUUCUGCUGGCUGUUUGGCACGUAUCGAUCAGUUGUUUAUCCCAAAAAUUGCUCUUUCGCCUUAAAGCUUAUGUCACAUUGGCCUAAAACCUCAUACGUACUACUACAAUAACGAUCACGUGUUGAACAAAGCCACACACAUUUCCAGCUGGUCGCUUUCUAUUCUUUCCCUAUUUCUUAUCAGUUUUGAUCAGAAUCAAAAAACUAGACUCUAAGACUAUUAUACCUCUCCCACCAUAUUCUAUGUACACAAUCGAUUCAAAUUCAGAGCAGAAAAUGACGCUCGCGAGUCAGUCUAUCGAGGAUUUCAAGGAAUGUUUGUAUCAAAUGCAAGAGGCUCGAAAAGCAGUGACCAAUGAAAUACUCGAGACUGGACAUGUGGAAGCGGAGAAAGUGCAGAUUUUCCGGCAGACACUCAAGGAAAUGUGCGAUGAACGCACUUCUCAUUCUCAUAUUCGCGAUAUUCAUUCAAGAGGAACCACUUUUGGUAUAAACAUUCAGGAUGAGAUUAAGGGAUUAGAGGUGAGUAGAGUUUCAUCACAAAAAGUUUGGAAAAAACGGUUUUCAGAAAGAUCGCCGUUUUCUGGAUCUGUUCGCUAACAAGACAGAGCCCGAGGAAACACUCGCCGCCAAGUUGAAACUCUGUGAUCUGCCUGGCCUUCUUUCUUCCUAUGCCCUUGGCAGUAAAUUCAUCGAAGAAGUCAAAAACUGCAAAUGGUUUUGGAUGUGAACUUUCAUCUUUAACGUUUUGAUCCGUUUUUCAGUUUUCUUCUGGAUUUGAUCGACACCAGUUCAACGGACGGGAUCAAACCGUUGUUCAUCACUGAUUGGGAUGGAACGAUGAAAGAUUACUGCUCACAGUAUGCUACUAACCUUCAGGUACGUACAUAAAGGGGCAAAUAACAGAGUCAAGUAGCUGGGAUUCAAAGAAAACCCUUGAACAUCAGAAAGAAAGGGCUCGAGCCAACUUACUGCACCAAGACAUUGUAGUGAGUUGAGAACAUCCCUUUUUCAGCCUGCCUACAGUGCCGUCGUGAUGGGUGUCUUUGCCCGUUUCUUCACCCGCGUGUUCGCCGUACUCACUGCCGGACCUCUCCGCCACCCAGGAAUUCUCGAUCUCACAGCUCUUCCCAUCAAUGGUCCGGUCCUGUUCAGUGGAUCCUGGGGCCGCGAGUGGUGGCUCGGUGGACGUCGAGUGGUCCAUGACGACGGAAUCCCGGAAGAGGGAAGUGUCGCCAUCGGACAACUGUACGAACAACUCGAGGAAAUUCUUGGCGAAGGAGAGUUCGUGCAGUUCGCCCUUGUCGGCAGUGGAGUGCAGCGGAAAGUGGACAGACUGACGCUUGGAGUUCAGACUGUUUUCGGUCAGGUUCCUCCAGAACUAUCCGCCAGAUACAUUGACGCUGUCAAAGAGCGUAUUCAUCGUGUCGACCCAAACAGUCAGUACCUGGUGCUUGAAAACUGCUCGCCACUGGAAAUCGAAGUUUGUGUUCAUUCAUCGGGUAAGAUUUCCAGAUGCUUCACAUGUUCUUCAUGUAAAAAUCGGUUUUACAGGAACGGUUUGGAACAAAGGAGACGGUGUGAGUGCUCUUGUGGAAUCUCUUCACGAUUCGCUAAAAAUCGGAAAAGUAUGCGUGGCCGGCGACACCGCCAGCGACGUGCCAAUGUUGCAAAGAGCGGCAAACGAGAAUCCAGAGGUUAGUUUAAGGCGGUUAUCACAAAACAUACGUGACUUUGAUGAUUUCAGCAAGUGCGCGCUCUAUUCGUCGAUGUCUCCAAAAAGCUUAAAGAGACUAUCACCGGAAUAGUCGGCGACCCGGACCGUGUGUGUUUCGUCUCCUCUCCAGACGUUGUCCACGCGGCGUUUGCGCAAAUCAUCUGCGAUUUGACUGCCCAUCAGUAAAAUGGAUAAAUUUUCUCUUUUUCGAGUUUGUAGGCGACCCUGAUGUAUGGCUGAGUCAAGAUCCUUAUCUCAUGUCGCCGUUGCAAUGUUGUGCGGUCGAUACUGACCGCAUUUCAUCGAAACGGACGGCCAAACCUGCCCUCCCCUCUCUUCCCUACGCCUGAUUUUUCGCCUGAUUUUUGAUUGUUAACAACCACGUGACUAUUAUUUUCCCGACCAAUCGUUCAAUAUAUUCAAUUGUCCAGAUCUAGACCAGGACAAAUUUAGUCAUACAUCCUCAUCCUUCAUCCUUCUCCUCGCCCAAUUUCCAAUAAUUUUAAUAAGUCUAGUCGGGUUUUGAUUUCCUCUUCAAUUUUUGGUUUUAUGUGUUAAAAGAAACUUGGUAGUUGUCUUAUUUUUUUCAUUUCCUGUCAUGAAUCGUAUUUUCCAAGAUAGAAAUUACCUCUUUCGGUACAUGCGACCUCAUUUUACCGCAUAAAAAAAGCAUAGGCGGAUGAGUAAAACAACUUUUCAGAAUGCUCGGUAGAGCCACAAGCCAGUUUUUCAAACAAAAACGAUUCACCCGCCUGAUUCAGACUGGAUUUGAAUACGAGCACAAGCAUGAUGAUAAAAAUUAUUACUGUAAGUUGCUCAGAUUGAAUGUUCUAAGAAAACCACUCGUUUCCAGACAAAUAUGCAUAUAUCGGAGGCGCCACGACAGCAGGUCUUCUCGGAUAUCAGCAAUUUAUAAAAACAGCAAAAGCAGAGCAUGUGCAGGACGAUGAAAAAGAGAAGCCAAUCACAAAAUUAGAAGAUCUCCCAAUGUACAAGCAGGAUGAUGUGAAACAACACGGAAGAAACGCCGAACGGAUCUGGGUUACGUACAAAGAUGUUGGUCUUUGCAUUUUCCAGUGGUUGAUGAACUAUUUUAGGGUGUCUACGAUGUGACGGACUUUGUCGCAAUGCAUCCGGGAGGAGAUAAAAUUCUUCUGGCCGCCGGAGCAGCGGUUGACCCGUUCUGGGCACUAUACUCGCAGCAUAAAACCGCAGAAGUGCUCGAGAUUCUGGAAGGUUAUCGAAUUGGUCGAUUGGAUGUGAAAGAUGUGCCAAAAGUGAGUGCUCUGCAAUGUUACGGUGGCAACUAAGUGGGAAUUUCAACAAAAACUAGUUGCAUUGAAACUAGACCUUGUUGCAUUUUGAUAUUCUAAACAAAAACAACGAACAAUUGGACUUGGAGUGGAUUUACUCAGAAGUUAAAUUAGAGCCUGCACACAGCAAAGUUUUGACAGAAUCAUUGUCUUUUUUCCAACAUUAAAAUAUCUCUAGUUGAACAAAUGCUGAUGAACUUUACAGGACAAUAGUGAUCCUUUCGGUUUUGUGAGUCAGAAACCGAAACGCGUACAUACGCUUCCAUAUCCACCGAAUCAUCCUCUCCCAAUGUCGUUACCUUUGUUUGCUUGUUUACAGGCGGAACCGGACGCAUUUUCAAAUGAUCCGGAACGUCAUCCCGCUCUAUUGGUGCGUAAUGCGAAGCCGUUCAACGCCGAAUCGCCGCCAUCCCUUCUUACCGAUCACUUUUACACACCCAAUGAACUGUUCUUUGUCCGAAAUCAUCUCCCAGUCCCAGAUGUAUGUGAAAACGAAACGAAACAACAAAAAGGGAAAACAUUUACAACUUUCAGAUCAAAUCAGAUGAACACGUACUGACUGUCCAAACUCUGAAUGGAAACACUAUCGAUUUGUCGGUGGAUGAACUGAAGAAAAAAUAUAAAGCGUACACAAUCGGAAGUGUGAUUCAAUGCGCUGGAAACAGAAGGGCUGAUAUGCAUCAAUACAAAAAAGUGCAAGGAUUGAUGUGGGAAGGCACAGCUAUCAGUAACGCUGAAUGGACGGGAGUCAGGCUCAGGGUAUGUGAAUUUUGAACAAUAAUACAUAGUAAUUCUCUAAACAUAUUGUAUGUAGGAUCUGCUCAAGGAAGCUGGUAUUGACGUGUUUGACGAGAAUAUCAAGCACGUUCACUUCGAAGGAGCUGACGUGGAUCCCACCGGAACUCCUUACGGGGCUUCCAUACCAAUGGAGAAGGCGAGAGAGAAUGAGUGCAUUGUGGCGUAUCACAUGAACGGGGUGGAUAUCCCCAGAGAUCAUGGUGCUCCCCUUCGUGCCAUUGUUCCAGGUGCAUACACAUUUUUAUGGCAAAACUCGUUUCAACAGAUAUUUUGUAGGAAACGUUGGCGCCCGACAAGUGAAAUGGCUACGAAAGAUCAUUGUGAGCGAGCGAGAAAGUGAUAGUCACUGGCAACAGAAGGACUACAGAGCCUUCUCGCCGGCAGUCAACAUUGGCGACGAACUCAAGUGGGAGACGGUCCCUUCGAUCCAAGAGUAUCCGGUUCAAUGUGUCAUCUGCUCUCCGGCACCGAACACCAAAGUCGAUAGAGAUGACGGUAUUGUUGACAUUUCCGGAUACGCGUGGAGCGGCGGUGGCCGAGGAAUCAUCCGAAUCGAGGUCAGCGUUGACGGCGGAGAAUCCUGGAGCAGCGUGGAAAUGGAGCAGGAGAAGAAACAGGAUUUGGAGCACAUGUAUGCGUGGACCUUGUUCCGGGCUGAGGUCAAGAUUCCUCCGGGAGUCAAAGAAUUCAACAUUAUCGCCAAAGCUGUCGACCGAGCUUACAAUACCCAACCUGAAACGGCUAGCGGAAUCUGGAACGUCCGUGGGCUCAUCCACAACGCAUGGCAUAAAGUUCCUAUUACUGUGAAUGAUUAG